Egretta garzetta (little egret) is the source of this 2618-nucleotide messenger RNA. RefSeq names its product metaxin 3 (gene MTX3). NCBI's taxonomy places the organism in Eukaryota, Metazoa, Chordata, Aves, Pelecaniformes, Ardeidae. Bases 293 to 913 code for a protein of 206 amino acids. Gene Ontology annotation, cellular component: SAM complex. The record is from RefSeq and is a predicted model, not a curated record. The transcript has 8 exons. Gene Ontology annotation, biological process: mitochondrion organization.
UUUUUUUCCCCUGCAACCUUCAUUGCAGGCAUAUGCCAAGUUUUCUGGUGCUCCCCUGGCAGUGAAUAUUAUAAAUAACUCUUGGAGAGCUCCGAAAGGCGAUGUACCAGUCCUGAUAUCAGAAGACAUUGUUAUUUCUCAGCCAGCAAAAAUACUAAACUUCUUAAGAAAACAGAAAUAUAAUGCUGAUUAUGAAUUGUCUGCAAAACAAGGAGCUGAUACACUGGCAUAUAUUGCACUACUUGAAGAGAAGCUGCUGCCUGCACUGGCAAGUAUUGGGAAAUACUUUAUAAUGCUGCACACUUUCUGGGUUGAGCCUGAAAAUUACUGCAGUGUGACAAAGCCAUGGUUUGCCUCCAGGAUUCCCUUCCCGCUGAGUUUGUAUCUGCCUGGAAAGAUGUCCAGGGAAGCGCUGAACAGGAUCUUGCUGACCAGGGGAGGGCCUCCACUCUACAGUCUCAUUGAAGUGGAAGCACAGAUAUACAGGGAUGCCAAGGAGUGCCUAAAUCUCCUGUCGAAGAGGUUGGGAACAUCUCAGUUUUUCUUUGGAGAUAGGCCUACUACCUUGGAUGCCUUUGUGUUUGGUUUCCUUGCACCAAUUUAUAAAGUGUGUUUCCCCCAAGUACAAUUACAAGAGCAUCUGAAACAGCUACCCAAUCUGUGUCGAUUCUGUGAUGAUAUUUUAACUUGCUACUUCAGGUUAACUGUCUCAGGCCAUUCUCCGGCUGGACAGGAUACAGCAGAUGCUAAUCUGCAGAAACUCACACAGCUUGUAAAUAAGGAAUCCAACUUGAUUGAAAAGAUGGACGACAACCUUCGUAAGAGUCCUCAGCAUCCCCCUCGAAAGCUAACAACGCUCAAGCUUGCUGCAGGUGGAGGACAAAGCAGUCCAUUGAAUCGUUUGUCACCUUGACAGCUUUUAUUGCCCAUACACACGUGUUUGCCUUCAACUCUUCUGAGCAUCACAGUAAAUUUUUUCACAUGAAUGUUGUUAUGCAAGGGAAGAAUCUGCUAAUGGGGAGGAAAUAUAGCUUUACAAUCUCCUAACUACCUGUUCUUUUAAGAAAUUGCAUAGUUCAGGCUGACCACACACUAAGCUGAGGCUAAAGUAAACAAGAGGCUUAUUCCUGUGGAUGUUGAAGUGAUUUUGUACAGCAUAUUUUUGCCUUUAGCCUAGCAGAAAUGUUGACCAAAAGUUAAAAUUCCACUUACGGAAUGUUUAGUGUUACUUUAUUUUGUGGCUUUUAAUUUUACUGCAAUCAUGUUACUGUAUGUGAGUGGGUAUACUCUUGUAUCUGCCUGAAAUUUACUGAAAGUCCAGGUGCAAAACUGGUGGAAAGACGGGGAUAAAAAUGAAAUGUUGUCCUUCAUGGCAGCUGAGAAGUGAAAAGCUGUGAGAGGAAGUUAAAUAUUUUUUAUUGUACUUCCAUGAACAUUCUUGGGUCUUGCAUUUUAAGGUUGUUUGUAUUUUUGAGAGCUUGUCAUGUUGUACUUGGAGGUGGACUGUUGAAAAGUGUGUGCACUGAGCCGAGUACAACGAUGUACAAUACUAACAUUUCACAGGUACCCGGUAUUAGUCCUGUGUGAAACAGGCUUAACCUGUGCACAGGGCAAUACCCCAUGCUGCAAAACUUUUAAGUCAAAGUCACGGAGGAUUGGUAAUGAGAUGGAAAGGUUUGAUUAGCAACUGUCAGGACAAGAGGCUUGACUAGCAAACAUACUGUGUCUCUGGAUUGAAAGGAACUGGGUAGGGCUCUGUAAGAAAGCUGAUGAAGGCUUUUAAAUUUGUCACAGAUGAUGCUUAAUUAGUUUUGUUUUAUCUUUUUAUAAGCACUACAGUUCAUUCAAAAACAUAAAAAACGUCCAAAUUUUUGUUGUUUGACAGUCUAGUUCAGAGUUCUUUUGUCUCUGCAAACAGGAAUACAUUGCAGCACGUAUUUUUCUGUGUAAUUAAGGGACUUACGUCUCACUACGUUUCCUCUUAGCAGCAGUUCUAGAGACCCAAGCAAUUCCAUUACAAGAGAGAUGCUGUCAUUCUGUACUGGCAACAUGCCAGCAGGUGCUUCAUGAGUGGAUGCAAAGGGCAAUUAGUCCAAGAACAUUGGCCAAAAUGGCAGCACUUGGGAUGCAGAAUUCUAACGGCUAUAUGUAUGGGGUGACUGUUCUGUUUCUUUCCUUUUUCUGGCCAAAUUGAAAUAGUCUUUCAGCUUCCCUUCAGCUACUGGUCACGUUUGAGAUAUAUAGAUAAAUUAUUUCCUAUUUAUACAGACAAGACUGUAGAUUGUGUACAUAUUGUACUUUAAGACUCGAUAUGUAAGGAAUGUAAUAUCUUUAACAUUUCUUAAUUGUAAUUGAAAUGCUGGGUUUCUAAUGAGCACUUUAAAAUAAUGUUUCAGCCUCAUGCUCUUACUAGAGUAUUUGUUUUCAGUGAUUUGAAAUUAAUCUAGCUCAGACUCAUGAUAAUUGUAUAAGCUGACAGUCCACAUAAGUCAAAUGUUUAAAAUUUUUACUGCCUAUAUCUUUACCAGGUUUAAAUGAAAUCAAGUCACAUGGCUUUUCAAAGUCUUUAAUUUAUAAAUGUGUCUAUGGGGAUUACGCUUGCUUUUGUGAAUACGUAC